AUGGGCUCGAGGCCUCCUGGCAUCUCCUUCAAGCUCGUCCUACUCGGCGACGGACGAGUGGGAAAAACAUCUCUUGUUCUGCGGUAUGUGAAUAAUGUCUUCUCAGACAAACAGGAAGCAACAGUUCAAGCCUCGUAUUUGACAAAGCACCUUGUUGUUGAAGGUGUGCCUAUUACGCUCUCUAUAUGGGACACAGCUGGACAAGAAAAGUUUCAUGCACUAGGUCCUAUAUACUAUCGUGAUGCAGAUGCUGCUCUAUUAGUGUAUGACAUCACAGAUAGUGAUAGUUUUCUUCGUGUCACAAAAUGGGUGAAAGAGCUCAAACAAAUGGCAAGUAAAGAUAUUGUUAUGGCCAUUGCAGCGAAUAAAAGUGAUUUGGUCAGAUUGAAGAACAUAGACACUCAAGAUGCUGUAAGUUAUGCCGAAAGUAUUGCGACAAAUCUCUUUGUUACAUCUGCCAAAGCAGGGACUGGAAUCGAUGAUGUCUUCAGUGAUAUAGCCAAACGAUUAUUAGAGAAGAGAAAAAACAGCGCUGAUGCCCUGUCACCACCUCAGCCAAAGAAGGGGAUCCUGAUCGUCAAUGACGAGCCUGAGAAAGAACCCCCACCUAAGUGUUGCUCAUAA
Molecule: messenger RNA, 624 nt
Organism: Miscanthus lutarioriparius
Lineage: Eukaryota; Viridiplantae; Streptophyta; Magnoliopsida; Poales; Poaceae
Source: the annotation of a GenBank genome assembly